This is a messenger RNA of Kwoniella shivajii, 660 nucleotides long. RefSeq lists its product as uncharacterized. Gene Ontology annotation, molecular function: N-acetyltransferase activity. The coding region runs from base 1 to 660 and encodes 219 amino acids. NCBI's taxonomy places the organism in Eukaryota, Fungi, Basidiomycota, Tremellomycetes, Tremellales, Cryptococcaceae. The transcript is spliced from 7 exons. The record is from RefSeq and is a predicted model, not a curated record.
AUGAGGCUCAAUGAAAAUACGGUGAUAUUCGGUGAUCGAGUCGUCUUAGUUCCUUACCGUGCUGAACAUGUACCUACAUACCAUGAAUGGAUGAAAUCACCUGAAUUACUUGAACUUACAGCUUCAGAGCCAUUAACGUAUGAUGAAGAAUUAGAGAUGCAACGUAAAUGGCAUCUGGACGAAGACAAAUUGACGUUCAUCCUUCUAUCUCGACCCGAGUCGUCAACGUCGAUACCAAAGUCGCGCGUCCUGAAUCCCAAUGAGAUACCACAAUGUAAGAUGAUAGGCGAUGUGAACCUUUUUUUACCAGAUGGCAAAGAUGGUGAAGGUGAAUGUGAGAUAAUGAUAGCGUCAAAAGAAGAUCGACGUAAAGGAUAUGCUAUUGAAGCGUUAUCAUUAUUUCUAUCAUACCUCACAUGUACGCUUCCCUUGGAGCCGAAUCACCUCAUAGCAAGAAUAGGAGCAUCAAAUAUUCCGUCGAUACGUUUGUUCCAGAAGUUGGGUUUUGGAAUAACAAAACAUGUCAAGGUGUUUGACGAGGUUGAACUGAAAUAUGCUGCUGAGACAAAUACACAACUCGAAUUCGAUAUACUUGAAGUGAAAGAGAGGGUAGAUUGGGUAGGAUUAAAAGUUAGUGAUAAAGUUGGGACGUAUGAAUAG